Hypoxylon fragiforme is the source of this 2761-nucleotide messenger RNA. Its product is annotated as Metalloprotease. Gene Ontology annotation, cellular component: mitochondrion. Gene Ontology annotation, biological process: peptide metabolic process. The record is from RefSeq and is a predicted model, not a curated record. Lineage: Eukaryota; Fungi; Ascomycota; Sordariomycetes; Xylariales; Hypoxylaceae. Gene Ontology annotation, molecular function: metalloendopeptidase activity. The coding region runs from base 191 to 2602 and encodes 803 amino acids. The transcript has a single exon.
GGUAAAACGUCAAUUAUCGAUCGGCAGCUUCCACUCUUUUGCGGUGAUAAGGUAAUCGUUGAUAGAUUCCUUCCUUCGACAAACGAAAUGUAAAUUUUACAAUUCUCCUCUUCCUGUCUUCUUCCUUGCUUGUUUUUGUUUCUUGUAAAUACUACAAGCUUUAGCGACUUCUAGUUAUGUUCCGCGCAUCAUGAUCAAAUCUAUUCGAUCAGGCCUUUGGACCUGCUCAAGGUGUCUCCGGCAAGCCUCCCGAGCUCGAGGGAACCAAACACGAUGGGCUUCUUCCGGUUCCGGCGCCGUUACGCUCCCUCGCCCGCAUAUACCGAUCGAUCAUUCUCCUCCCGAUCUAAAACAUGACGAUGCUCUACUACGUCAGAUCUUCGACUCGCCGCAAACUUUAAAGGACUCCGUGAAGCCUUUAUUCAACUAUGCGACUGGCCAAAAUGUCGGCUUGUUCAGAAACAAGUACUUGACCUCGCCUCAGGGGUUUCUCACCUUCGCGGAUGUCACCAUAAAGAGAGCACGGAAACUAGUUGCUAAGGUACUCAAUGCGUCUACAUUGGACGAGUACAAAGCUAUUGUUCGGGAUAUGGAUAGGCUGAGCGAUAUGCUAUGUCGUGUCUUGGAUGUUUCCGACUUUGUGCGAGUUACCCAUCCCGAUGCAAAAAUACAGGAAGCUGCGUCGCAGGCGUGGUCGUUAGUUUACCAGUAUAUGAACCAACUAAACACCGAGACCGGCCUAAGUGAUCAGUUGGGAAAGGCUCUCGCCAACCCGGAUGUUAUGGGAAGCUGGAAUGAAGAGGAACAGACCGUCGCCAAAUUACUACAAGAAGAUUUUAUGAAAUCAGCAGUCCACCUCCCGAAAGAGUCACGGGAUCGAUUCGUGGACCUGGCACAGAAUAUCAGCGACUUGGGAUCCUAUUUUGUGCAGGAUAUACAGCCCGAACAGCCUUAUAUUGAGCUUCCGAGCAGCCUUAUGUAUGGCAUGGAUCCACGGAUGGCGCAGAAAUAUACUCGCUUAGGUAAGAUCCGCCUCCCAACUAUGUCGCCUGAAGCAACAGUUGCGCUGAGGAGCGUGCAUGAUGAAAAUGCAAGAAAGGCAAUUUACUAUGCGACUCGAACAGCCUCUAGCAGAUCGAUUCGGAUCUUAGAAGCCAUGUUAAAAGCACGUGCCGAACUCGCAACGCUUUCUGGAUUUAAAAGUUACGGUCACAUGGCUCUUCAUGAGAAGAUGAUGGCAAAGACGCCGGAAUCAGUCUCCCAGUUCCUGUUAGCCUUGUCGAAAAACAAUGGCCCACUGGUCAAGGAAGAGAUCACAGAUCUUAUUCGGGAGAAAACUAAGAAGCUGCAUGAGGCAGCAACUAAUAUUCAGCCGUGGGACAGAGAGUAUUACAUGGAAAGUAUACGUACAUCUAUGAGAUCACGACGGCGGGAUGACGAUGUUUUAUCAGCAUAUUUCUCACUUGGCACUGUCAUGCAGGGCCUGUCAAGGUUGUUUACCCGUCUAUAUGGAAUCAGGUUUGUUCAUCGAGAAACCUUACCAGGAGAGACAUGGCAUCCGGAAGUGAGGCGAUUGGAUGUUAUAUCCGAUACCGACGGGCAUGUAGCAGUGCUCUAUUGUGACUUAUUUUACCGAGAAGACAAGUCUCCCAACCCUGCGCAUUUUACCGUGCGCUGCUCUAGAGAGAUAUCCAAGGCCGAAAUCCAAGAAGUAGCAGAACGAAACAGCGAGGGCGAGGACGUCGAGGGGCUCCCUGAAUUUGAAUCACCUAUUGAGGCAGCCAAUGAUGGGAUGCACGUGUCAGGUCAAUCCUCUAGCGGAUCAGUCAAACAGCUUCCAACCAUUGCGUUAAUAUGCGAUUUUGAAGAAAAACAGGGACGGCGCGGCCCGGCGCUCUUGGACUACUAUCAAAUGGAGACGCUCUUUCAUGAAAUGGGACAUGCAAUUCACUCCUUUCUAGCCCGAACUUCUUUACAGAAUGUGGCAGGAACUCGAUGUGCAACUGACUUGGCUGAAUUACCAUCGACAUUGAUGGAACAUUUCUGUGCGGACCCCUCUGUCCUUGCCUUGUUCGCACGACAUCAUAUCACAGAUGCGCCAUUACCGUACGAGAUGGUCGUACAUAAGCUUCAUGUUGCUAGGAGAUUUGAGGCAUCAGAUAGAGAGAAUCAAAUCAUACUAGCUAUACUGGACCAAGAAUAUCACUCAUCCCUACCGAGUCAUGAGGGGUUUAACUCAACAAAGACUUUCUUGGAUAUUCAGAAGAGAUUCGGAGCGCUUCCGCCUGAUCCCCUUGGGACCCGAUGGCAAGGCUUCUUUGGUCAUUUGGUCGGUUACGGGAGUACGUAUUAUAGCUAUCUGUUCGAUCAAGUGCUAUCCAAACGCGUAUGGCAAGUUGUCUUCUCAUCGGGCCAAAACGGGGCCGCGCUUGAUCGAGCGAACGGCGAGAGACUGAAGGAGGGUCUACUCAAGUGGGGCGCAAGUAGAGAUCCUUGGAGGUGUCUUUCGGAUGCGUUGCAAGAUGAACGUUUAGUGAAUGGUGAUGAGAAAGCUAUGAGGUUGGUAGGAAGUUGGGUUGCCAAGGACCAGUUCCAUGAGUAAGCAAGGACGGAGAUUUGGUGUACUAUGACCUGUAGCCUUAGGAUGUAUAGAUGGACCCAGGAAGAAUACCCCUCAACUGUUAUCAAUCUGAAUAGAAGGUUCUUCGGUGAUGAGUUUCCCCUUUUCCAUUUUCUUUUCCUGAGCCAUCACAGUUCUGUA